Molecule: messenger RNA, 1029 nt
Organism: Arachis duranensis
Lineage: Eukaryota; Viridiplantae; Streptophyta; Magnoliopsida; Fabales; Fabaceae
Product: UPF0481 protein At3g47200-like
Exons: 2
Coding region: 1-1029 (342 amino acids)
Source: RefSeq, a predicted model, not a curated record
AUGGCAAAUUCGAAUCCUCGUGACGCUGCAAUAAUGAAGAUUAAAGCAAAGAUGGAGAAGGCACAUCCUCUCUUUACAGAUGAAUGCUGCAUCUAUAGGGUGCCUCAUGAGAUUCGCAAGCUCAACGAAGAUGCAUACACUCCAAAGGUUGUUUCAAUUGGUCCUUUUCACCAUGGAAACGAAAAGUUGCUAAACAUGGAGGGCCAGAAAACAAUGUAUUUCAAAGAAUUCAUUGAAAGAACCGAGACGAAGAACCUGGAAAGUUUUGUGAGUUGCGUGCAAGAACUGGAGCCAAAGGUUCGUGGUUGCUACUCAGAUGACAUCAAGCUUAGCGAGGAAGAACAUGUUAUGGAAUGGGCUAGGAAUGGGCUAUCCUUAACCAAUGUUGGUAGAAUAGCUCAUUUCACAGACCUAACAAGAAAGCUUCUGUUAUUAUCUUCUGACUUAUCAAUCUCUGAAUGCUCAAGAGAAGCACAGGUAACACACCUCUAUACUGCAACUCAGCUGAGGGAAGCAGGAGUGAAGUUUGAGGUAAACAAAGCUAGUAACUGCUUACUAGACUUGCAACUUUCUGGUCAUACUCUUAGAAUUCCAUUCAUCAGAGUGGAGGACUCUACCGAAGAAGUUUUGAGAAAUUUGUUAGCUUUCGAGCAAUGUCACUGUAUCUACAAAUCCUACCUCACUGACUACAUCCUUAUCAUUGAUUUUCUUAUCGACACAGACAAAGAUGUGGAUUUGUUGAUUAAGAAUGGAAUAAUUGAAAAUCGGUUAGGUGAUAGCAUUGCUGUGGCUAAAAUGUUCAAUGGUCUUGCAGUGAACAUUUUGACUUCAGGUCUUAAUGAGAAAUAUUCUUGUAUUCUUAAAGGCUUGAAUGAUUUCUGUGAGAAGCCUUGGAACAGAAAAGUAGCAACUUUGAAGCGCGACUACUGCAACACUCCGUGGAGGACGGUAGCUUCCAUUGCUGGUAUUUUUCUGCUUAUUCUCACUGUUGUUCAGACAGUAUUCUCGAUCCUCCAAGUUGUACUCUAG